UGAAGUCAGCACGCGCUUCCAGCGGAUUGGUCGAGCGGUUGUCAGGAGUGUUUACAGGAAACAUGGCUUCUCUGUCUGCAGGAGAGCUUCAAGAAAUGGAAGUAGACCGAAGGGGAGAGUCUGAGGAGUCUGGUGAUGAUGACACCAGGAGGAAGAGCAUCAAUGGCGAGGUGGAUCCCAAUCAGCCCACUGCCACAAUUAAAGAAGAAUCACCUGUUGACAUGGACACCAUAACCUUGGACCCAGAGGAAGAGGAUGUUGAUCUUGUUCAUUGUCGCAUUGGAAAAAUUGAAGGACUGGAGGUGCUACAGAAGGCUAAAACCCUCUCCUUACGACAGAACCUCAUCAAAAAGAUAGAAAACCUUGACAGCUUGAGCUCUCUCCAGGAACUAGACCUCUAUGACAAUCAAAUCCGCAAGCUGGAGAACUUGAACAACCUCAAAGAGUUAGAGCUGCUCGACGUUUCCUUUAACGUUUUGCGGAAAGCGGAGAACUUGGAGGAGUUGACUCGGCUGAAGAAACUUUUUUUGCUUCACAACAAAAUUGGCACCAUUUCCAAUGUGGAUCACCUGAAAGAUCUCGAGAUGCUGGAGCUGGGCUCUAAUCGCAUCAGGGUCAUUGAGAACCUAGACGGUCUUUCAUCUUUGCAAAGUUUGUUCCUUGGCACCAAUAAAAUAACAAAGCUUCAAAAUCUGGACAAUUUACACAAUCUGACUGUUUUAAGCAUUCAGAGUAACCGGAUUACCAAAAUUGAGGGACUUCAGAACCUUCUCAGCCUGAAAGAGCUCUAUUUGAGCCACAAUGGCAUUGAGGUCAUAGAGGGCCUGGAAAACAAUAAAAAACUUACAACACUGGACAUCGCUGCCAAUCGAGUAAAGAAAAUUGAAAACAUCAGCCAUCUGACAGAGCUGCAGGAGUUCUGGAUGAACGAUAAUCAGCUCGACAACUGGUCGGAUCUUGACGAGCUGAAGAAUGCAAAGUCUCUGGAGACGGUCUAUCUGGAAAGAAACCCGCUGCAAAAAGACCCUCAGUAUCGGAGAAAGAUCAUGCUGGCGUUGCCCAGUGUACGUCAGAUUGACGCUACCUUUAUCCGCUUUUAAACUGCAGCAUAUGAUCCGCCUGCCAGCCUCUCAGUGUUUCAUCUCACCUCCCUGCCCACACAGACACAUCGGCCUCGACACAUCAGUUGUCACACUAUACACAAAAUACAUUCCAGCACAGAAGUCACCCACUGUUCACUCAUCAUACAUGUAUGCAUGUAUGCACUCAUUGAAACCUUGAUUUAUGCUGUUGUGUGGAAGCUUUUAUUUAUUAAGGUGGAACUGUGAAAACCUACCCUACGCUCAUUUCCUCAUUUUUCCUUCGCACUUUUGUUUUAUUUUAUUUUGAAUUAUUAUUAUUUUGCAUGUGGGAUACAGGUAAAGGGCCCCAUCAGCAAAAUUAGGAACCGUUCUUAUCAAACAAAUAUUUAAAGUUGUGCAGGUGUCAUAUUAGUGAAAAGGUGUGGCAUUAUAACUAGUUCAGGGGAUUUUUGUUUGAUGCUGUUCACAUGUUACAUGAUGUUUAAAGAUCACUUUAAGGUGAACUGCAAAGGGAAAUGUUAAAGAUAGAAUCUAAGUUCUGAUUUAUUUUUCAUACGAUAUCAAUACACUCCAAAAUGAUCCUAACCCAGGUACCAAACAUCGAAGCAGAACAUCUAAAAUGAAGCCUUAAGACGACAUAUUGACACCAUGCUGGUUUAAAGCAGCUCAACAGUGCUACCUGCAGAAAUAUGUCUUUUUAGGAAAACAUUAUUAACAAAUGUAUCAUUUAAGUAAACCUGAUGUCUCUACAAAAGGACAUGUUUUUGUGUCCAGCCGCCUUGUCUGUUCCUUGUCCUAGUCUUUUACAACUUCAAUAGUUAUUUCAGUGAUCUCUAAAAUAAAAUUUGUUUAUAAAGAUGGGUAUGUAAUCAGUGAUGCCACAAGUUUUUUAAAUCCUAAACACAAUCUGAUGACUCGUUUUUUUCCACCAACCCAAAAAAGCUAACAAUAAAAUGUAGUUUGUAUUAGAAAUAAAUUUGCAUUUUAAUGGCUGGGCUGCUUUAAAACAAUGUUUAAUCAUCUACAUUUUGAUGCAAAAAAACAAAAGAAAAAUCCCAUUUCUGUAUUUACAAACCCAAAUUUAACAUUUAGUGAGUAGAGUUGGUUAUUUACACGUGAUUUUUAAUAAAAAGUGGUAGAAAUGCUUAGAUCAAACUGUGAAUUAAUAACCUCUAACCAGAUAAAACAUCCUAGUAGUCUUCUAAUAAUCAGGCUGAAGUUUGCAUGUCAUUGUUACAGCUGAAAAGUGAUGCAUUACGAUGCCUUCCAUAGAGAUUAAAUUACAUAAGUACACAACAAAAAUCCAGAAAAAUAGGUCCAAACUUAGUGCAUCCUUUUUCUUCUUCUAUCAGUUGGGUAACAUUUUGUCAUAUUCAUCUCAAUUUGUUAAGACAAGAAAGUGACAUAAAAAUUGGUUUGUAUUUUUUUUUUUUUUAAUGGGCAUUUUAUAUAGUAAAUAUCUCAUUUUAAAGUAAAGUAAUACAAAUCAAGACUUGCUGAUCAUUUAAAAAUUACCUGUUUUUUGAGCCAGCUGUGACCCUAAACAGUGACAAGCCUAUGGAAGACUAUAAGCAGAGAUGGUGUGCAUUAUUGAUAUGAAUGUACAUUUAUACUGUCAGCCAGCUGGAAUUGGAAGUCCCCCCAUUUGUAAAUACAGACUAGACAACUCAUAAUGUAGAAAGUCUUUACCAUUAUCACCCUUCCUUUGUAAAGUGAUUUUCUGCCAUUUAUGCCUGGCAGCACAACAAAUUUGCAUUUGAAAAAAUAAAUCAAAAUUAUGAGAACAAAACUUGGUUGGUUGGUUUACACAAACUGCUUUCAGCUCCUGUCAGAACUGAGUCUUCAGGGUUUUGGACUUCUUUGAUGCUGUUUUUAAACUGAAUGUAUUAUGCAAAUAACAAUAAAGCGACACU
Nematolebias whitei (Rio pearlfish) is the source of this 2995-nucleotide messenger RNA. It is a transcript of the gene ppp1r7, whose product is annotated as protein phosphatase 1, regulatory (inhibitor) subunit 7. Lineage: Eukaryota; Metazoa; Chordata; Actinopteri; Cyprinodontiformes; Rivulidae. The transcript has 10 exons. The record is from RefSeq and is a predicted model, not a curated record. Bases 63 to 1100 code for a protein of 345 amino acids. Gene Ontology annotation, molecular function: protein binding.